AUGGCAGCCUCGAGCGACCUGCAGGCUCUGCAGCUUCAGAUUCGGAAUCUGGAGCAAAAGAUCGACUUCCAGCACAGGGAGAUCAAAAAGCGCGACAUGCACAUGAGCGGCCGCACAUUGCUCGGUCCGCCGCGACGCGUCGCCGCAAUGGCGGGCAGCGACGUGGUGGAAGCCAUGCGGCUCGCCCUCAAGCCAUUUAAUAUCGAUUUCCAGCACCUCGCCGACGACUGGAACGCUACCGUACUUACUUACAGCUGUUGGUACAGAGAUGCCAGCACCCCCUAG
Molecule: messenger RNA, 285 nt
Organism: Emiliania huxleyi CCMP1516
Lineage: Eukaryota; Haptophyta; Isochrysidales; Noelaerhabdaceae
Exons: 2
Coding region: 1-285 (94 amino acids)
Source: RefSeq, a predicted model, not a curated record